Rotaria sp. Silwood2 is the source of this 1110-nucleotide messenger RNA. The record is from the annotation of a GenBank genome assembly. Lineage: Eukaryota; Metazoa; Rotifera; Eurotatoria; Philodinida; Philodinidae.
AUGUCUGUUAAUUGCGCCGUUUAUGAACCAGGUACUUUUGCAAAGCAGGAUUUUCGUUCAAAACAUGUUCGACAUGAUAGUUAUCAUCGAAUAAAUAAUGAAGAAAUUUAUCAAACAUUUUUUAUAACUCAUACAUGUUAUGAUUGUAUGCCUAAAAGCGGUAAAGUUCUAUUACUUGAUGCACGUUUAUCGAUUCGAAAAGCUUUUUUUGCACUUGUAUUCAAUAAUGUUCGAGCAGCCCUUAUAUGGCAUGCUCCAACAUCGUCAACUAUUGGUCUUCUUACAAUAGGUGAUUUUAUUAAUAUGCUUAUUGCUGCUUAUGAUGCUAAAUGGAAUGGUGUUGAGAGUCUUGAAACUUCAUCAAUACUUGAUUGGAAACAUGAUGCAAUUCAACAAAAUGGAGCUAAUAAUGAAUCGAAUAAUUUCAAAUUAAUUCAACUUGGUCCACAAGAUAAUUUAUAUACAGCUAUUUUAACACUAAUUGAUCGUAAAAUACAUCGUAUACCUGUCAUUGAUCCUAUAACACAUGACUUUUUAUUUUUAAUUACUCAUAAACGUAUAUUAAAAUUUUUGUACUUACAUAUCUAUGAUUUACCUCAACCUCAUUUUAUUCAUCAAACAUUAAAUGAGCUUAAAAUUGGUACUUAUGAUAAGAUAGUAAUGAUUGAUUUACAAACAAAAUUAAUUGAAGUUCUUCGCAUAUUUCAAUCUGUACGUGUAUCAGCAUUGCCAGUUGUUGAUAAUGACAAAAGACUUUAUGAUGUUUAUUCAAAGUUUGAUAUAAUGCAUUUAGCAGCAACACGCACUCAUGCUAAUCUUGAUGUACCAUUAUGUGAUAUACUCGAUUCACUACACGAUCAUAGAACUCAUCAAUUAAUAACAUGUCGAAUUACAGAUCAUUUAUUUAAAUUAAUGGAUAAAUUCGUUACUCGGGAGGUACAUCGUUUGAUUAUAGUUGAUGAUAAUCAACAUAUUAUUGGUAUUCUUUCCAUAUCCGAUCUCAUGAGAUUUCUUGUAACAACAUUUGAUAAGAUGAGUCGUACUAAUUCGAGUACAUCAAGUAGUAUUGCGAAUGGACCUGUCUUUGAAUGUGAAACAAUGGAUUCUUGA